Messenger RNA from Protopolystoma xenopodis, 279 nucleotides. The record is from the annotation of a GenBank genome assembly. NCBI's taxonomy places the organism in Eukaryota, Metazoa, Platyhelminthes, Monogenea, Polystomatidea, Polystomatidae.
AUGCGGUGGGCUAGUCGAUUUAGGAUUACCGGCGUUGGAAUAAAUAAGAAGAAUGGACUGUUCCCCACACGCUCAGUCGGGAGCAGUGCAGGCGCGCGCUUGGCUGCUGGAAUCCUAUCUAUUGCUCCGGUCGCCAGCGCGGUGCAACGGCAUGGUGCGAGAUGGUCCGCCAUUAUCAUGCUUUCCAGCCACUUGAUGGAUGCGGAAUUCCACUCAGCCCGUUCACCUGUGCGCAAGUUGCUGUCAGCCUCUGAUUUCACUGAAUUAAUUGCUAAAGUU